AUGGAGGCUACAACAAACAUAGCGGAGGCCCCAAAGAGGAAGGCCAAGAACUUGAAGACAGAUGAUUCCCACCUGUGGAUGUUCAUGUGCUUUCCGGCCGACGGUAACUGUUGCUUUCAGGAAGAUACUGAAAUGCGACCAGACGCAGAUCCCUUCACCAUUGCAGGGAAUGCAGGGCAUGUUGCCACGGGUGAGGAUGUCGCAGGGACAGAGGAAUACGAGAAUGCCACAGACAAUGGAUCCCCGAGUGCAGGUGUCUUUCAUGCAGACCAAUCCCAGUUUGCGAACGACAAGUUGUCCUCAGGGGGUACCGAUUUCCGGCUGAAGGAGCAGCUGUCGCCUGCUUUGAGGCAAGAGGUCGAGCAAAUCAAGGCCGACAUCGCUGCGAAGCAGGCCCUGAAGGCAGCAGAAGUCGGAGGCACGCUGACGGACGUGCUGGAAACCGACAGCCGGGCAGAGGCGCAGGCGCCGCCGAAGGUCGGCGCUGAGCGAGGCCGAGGGGCAUCGGGCCGCGCAGUGCAGGCCGAGGUGCCCACAGAACGGCCCAUCGCCUUCGAGGCUUGGCCGGUGCUUCCAGGGUUGCCUGCUCUUCAUCAAGUAGGAUAUCAAGUUCUGAAAUCAUGGUGCUGCCGUUUGGGGUGUUGCUGGUGUGAUCACUUUUGCUGUACAUUGUGA
This is a messenger RNA of Symbiodinium sp. CCMP2592, 675 nucleotides long. Lineage: Eukaryota; Dinophyceae; Suessiales; Symbiodiniaceae. The record is from the annotation of a GenBank genome assembly.